UCCUUAUAUGGUCAAAUGACACGGCGGGGGUUCUCGAGGGCGGGAGCCGCGCAGCGCUCCACUUGGCCGGCAGCGGAGCCGCAGCCACCAGCCACCCGCGCCCGCCAGCCCCGUCCGGGAGUCCCCGGCCCGCUGCGGCGCCGUGAGUACCUCCAACCCCCUGCGCCCCGGAGGGAGGCCGAGGGGCUUAGCCACCAGGGCUCGGAAGAGGGGGCCGAAUCCGGUGCGAGACCCAGGGAGAGGGGAGCAGAGCCGGAGUUGGGGAGACUGUGGAGUUUGCAAACUGUGUCUUCCUGGAGACUAGGCUGGCAUUUUGACUUUGGGGCUGCUGAAAAGCCAGGAGUCAAAAUGACUGAGCGCUUUGACUGCCACCAUUGCAAUGAAUCUCUCUUUGGCAAGAAGUACAUCCUGCGGGAGGAGAGCCCCUACUGUGUGGUGUGCUUUGAGACCCUCUUCGCCAACACCUGCGAGGAGUGUGGGAAACCCAUCGGCUGUGACUGCAAGGACUUGUCUUACAAGGACCGGCACUGGCAUGAAGCCUGUUUCCACUGCUCGCAGUGCACAAACUCACUGGUGGACAAGCCCUUUGCUGCCAAGGAGGACCAGCUGCUCUGUACAGACUGCUAUUCCAACGAGUACUCAUCCAAGUGCCAGGAAUGCAAGAAGACCAUCAUGCCAGGUACCCGCAAGAUGGAGUACAAGGGCAGCAGCUGGCAUGAGACCUGCUUCAUCUGCCACCGCUGCCAGCAGCCAAUUGGAACCAAGAGUUUCAUCCCCAAAGACAAUCAGAAUUUCUGUGUGCCCUGCUAUGAGAAACAACAUGCCAUGCAGUGCGUUCAGUGCAAAAAGCCCAUCACCACAGGAGGGGUCACUUACCGGGAGCAGCCCUGGCACAAGGAGUGCUUCGUGUGCACUGCCUGCAGGAAGCAGCUGUCUGGGCAGCGCUUCACGGCUCGCGAUGACUUUGCCUACUGCCUGAACUGCUUCUGUGACUUGUAUGCCAAGAAGUGUGCUGGGUGCACCAACCCCAUCAGCGGACUUGGCGGCACAAAAUACAUCUCCUUUGAGGAACGGCAGUGGCAUAACGACUGCUUUAACUGUAAGAAGUGCUCCCUCUCACUGGUGGGGCGUGGCUUUCUCACAGAGAGGGACGACAUCCUGUGCCCCGACUGUGGGAAAGACAUCUGAAGUCAACAGAGAGAAGUUGCUGCUUGUGAUCUCACACACAGAUUUUUAUGUUUUCUUUCUCACCCAGGCAAUCUUGCCUUCUGGUUUCUUCCAGCCACAUCGAGACUUUCUUCUAGUGCUUUUCAGUGAUACUCACGUUUGCUUAAACCCUUUAGUGCUUUGUGCUAGUUCAGUCCCAGGGAAAGAGAAAACUCGCCCUAGGGCCUAGGUGGGAAGAUGGUUUGAAAUUUUUGUAAUUGAGUAAGGCACACCCAAAUGUAAAAAUCCUUUUGAAUGAUGCCUUUAUAAAUCUUUCUCUCACUGCCUAUUUAAGUGCAAUUAACAUAUGUCACGAACUUGAAAGUUUUCUAAACUCAAUAAGGUAAUGACCAGUUGGUAUUUACAGCUCUGUAACUUCCUGUUGCGUCAAGUCUAAACCAAGAUUAUGUGACUUGCAAUAAAGUUAUUCAGAACAGAA
Pongo pygmaeus (Bornean orangutan) is the source of this 1645-nucleotide messenger RNA. It is a transcript of the gene FHL2, whose product is annotated as four and a half LIM domains 2. The coding region runs from base 16 to 1188 and encodes 390 amino acids. Gene Ontology annotation, cellular component: nucleus; Z disc. The transcript is spliced from 8 exons. Gene Ontology annotation, molecular function: transcription factor binding; transcription coregulator activity. Gene Ontology annotation, biological process: negative regulation of calcineurin-NFAT signaling cascade; negative regulation of transcription by RNA polymerase II. The record is from RefSeq and is a predicted model, not a curated record. Lineage: Eukaryota; Metazoa; Chordata; Mammalia; Primates; Hominidae.